AUGCAAGGAAACCAGGACUCGCAACAAGAAGAUCCCCUUAAGGUUUACGGACGAGAUCUGGUCGCCGAGGCUGAGGCAGGUCGACUGGAUCCGGUGAUUGGUCGCGAUGCUGAGCUGCGGCGUGUGAUUCAGAUCCUGUCAAGGAGGACCAAAAACAAUCCGGUUCUAAUCGGCGAGCCCGGUGUGGGCAAGACAGCAAUUGUUGAAGCUCUGGCACAGCGUAUCGUACGUGGUGACGUCCCGGAAGCGUUGUCAGGUACCCGAGUAGUCGCUUUGGAUAUGGCUGCUUUGAUUGCUGGAGCAAAGUAUCGGGGCGAGUUCGAGGAGCGUCUGAAGGGUAUAAUUAAGGCUGUAAAGGAGUCCGCGGGAAAAAUCAUUCUAUUCAUCGACGAAAUCCAUACUGUUCUCGGUGCAGGCUCCACUAGUGGUGAAAGCAUGGAUGCAGCGAAUAUUCUGAAACCGGCACUCGCUCGCGGCGAGCUCAGAUGUAUCGGUGCAACUACUGUUGACGAGUAUAAGAAGCACGUGGAGAAGGACGCAGCGUUUGAAAGGCGGUUUCAACAAGUCUACGUAUCUGAACCCUCCGUUGAAGAGACGAUAUCAAUUCUGCGGGGCCUUCGACCCGUAUACGAGAGUUUCCACGGUGUUCGAGUAACUGACGCGAGCCUCAUCGCAGCAGCACAACUGAGCGAUCGGUAUAUUCGCGACCGCUUUCUACCAGACAAAGCAAUCGAUCUCCUAGAUGAGGCAUGCAGCGCUAUCCGGGUACAGCUAGACUCGCAACCAGAAAUUAUCGAUCGCCUCGAAAGGCGGAAGCUGCAGCUCGAGAUUGAGGAAACAGCGCUGCAACGGGAGAAAGACAAAGCGAGCAAGCAACGUCUCGAAAGCGUUCGGGAAGAAAUAGCGAAAAUAGAUGAAGAACUUCGACCCCUGAAGAAGAAGUUUGAGAAGGAGAUGCAGAAGGUGAAUGAAGUGCGACACAUCAGGUCGAAAAUUGAGGAGCUGAAACGAAAAGCGGAGCUUGCCGAGCGGCGUCGGGACCUUGCGCUCGCCUCUGACCUACGAUUUGGUGCGAUUCCGGAGUUGCAAUCACGACUGAGUCAACUUACGCGAGAAAUUGAUGAAGAGCGAUCCCAGCGAGCAUUACAUGCGAGUUCGCGACUUUCAGGCACAGAGGCAGAAAGUGCUGUUCUGGUUUCAGAAACAGUGGAGCCCGCGCACAUUGCCGAAGUAGUCUCGCGCUGGACCGGCAUACCCGUGUCGAGACUAACGCAAGGAGAACGAGAACGCCUGCUGCAUCUCCGAGAGCGCCUCAUGUCGCGAAUUGUUGGCCAGGCGCAAGCCAUAUCUGCUAUAGCGGAUGCGAUUCUUCGAUCCCGUGCUGGAUUUGGCCGUGAGCAACAGCCUAUUGGCUCUUUUCUGUUCUUAGGACCCACUGGUGUUGGCAAGACUGAGACGGCCAAAGCGCUCGCCGUGGAGCUUUUUGACACGGAGAAGAACAUUGUGCGCAUCGAUAUGAGCGAAUACAUGGAGAAACAUGCGGUCGCCCGGCUCAUUGGAUCACCGCCGGGCUAUGUCGGCUACGAAGAGGGCGGCCAGCUCACGGAGGCGAUUCGGAGACGUCCUUACUCCGUGGUGCUCCUAGACGAGGUGGAAAAGGCGCACCCGGAAGUCUUGAAUAUACUUCUCCAAGUUCUAGAUGAUGGAAGGCUCACGGAUGGGCACGGGAAGGUCGUCGACUUUAGCAACUGCGUCAUCAUCAUGACAUCGAAUAUCGGCAGCAAGUAUAUCCUCGAUCUCAACGGCAGCGCAAAAGAUGCUGAACCGUUUGUAAUGGAAGAGGUUCGCCGUACUUUCCGCCCAGAGUUCUUGAAUCGGCUGGAUGCGAUUGUGUUGUAUAACGCUCUCGGUGAGGUACAACUAGCUGCAAUUGUCCGUUUGCAACUUGCGGACGUGGGCAAGCGCCUUGCGCGUGAGCAGAUUAUGCUGCAGUGCACCGAUGCUGCUGUAAUUCGCAUCCUGAAUGAGGCGAAGGCGAAUCCUGCGUACGGCGCUCGGCCUAUUCGACGCUUCAUCGAGCAAGAGCUCGUGACAGAGUUGAGCCGUAUGCAUAUUUCUGGUGAAUUGCUCAGCGGUGGCCGUGUCAUCGUGGAUGUUGAUCAGCGUGGGGACUGGAUAUUCCGGGUCGAAAAUCCCAGCCUGAUGGAUGACGACGAAUGA
Molecule: messenger RNA, 2220 nt
Organism: Cyanidioschyzon merolae strain 10D
Lineage: Eukaryota; Rhodophyta; Bangiophyceae; Cyanidiales; Cyanidiaceae
Product: heat shock protein 101
Exons: 1
Coding region: 1-2220 (739 amino acids)
Biological process (GO): cellular response to heat
Cellular component (GO): cytoplasm
Molecular function (GO): ATP binding; ATP hydrolysis activity
Source: RefSeq, a predicted model, not a curated record